This is a messenger RNA of Sugiyamaella lignohabitans, 1227 nucleotides long. RefSeq lists its product as uncharacterized. The record is from RefSeq and is a predicted model, not a curated record. Gene Ontology annotation, molecular function: translation initiation factor activity. NCBI's taxonomy places the organism in Eukaryota, Fungi, Ascomycota, Dipodascomycetes, Dipodascales, Trichomonascaceae. Gene Ontology annotation, biological process: cytoplasmic translational initiation. The coding region runs from base 1 to 1227 and encodes 408 amino acids. Gene Ontology annotation, cellular component: eukaryotic translation initiation factor 3 complex; cytoplasm. The transcript has a single exon.
AUGACCGACUCCACUCAACUUAAUUACAUGAUUGUGGAUGGCGUUCUUGGCGACUUUGUCCAGGAAAUUGCUGCCUACAUCGACAAGCUCGACCCUCCUGCUGAUGAGAAGAGCAGCUUUGAAAAUUACACAACUGGCUUGAUGGAGUCUGAAUCCGAAGAUGAUCAAGCCAGAACAUUUUUAGCAGUUGCUGAGAAGUCGGCUGUACUUGCCAACGCUCCUGAGAAGGAGUUUGAAUCCGCUUAUAACUUGGUUUUACACAUCUUGACCUUUUCUCCCAACUUGACCGAAGUUCUACCAGUUGUUCUCAAGAACUUGACUUCUUCUUCAAAGGCUGAACCUUUACAAGUGUUGUCAGUUUUGGCCAAUUUGUUCAACAUUUUGCCCACCAAUUCUCCAUUGAGAUAUAAUGUUUUCACGAGUAUUCUGUCGUUUGCCGACCAAACUAAGAACAUCCACUUGUUGAUCAGUCAGCUGAAACAAUUACCUCAAUGGUUGAACGACUGGGGUGUUGAUGAAGCUAACAAGAAGGACGUUUACUAUAGAGUCAGUGAGAUUCUGGCGUCUGCAGAUAGUGAGGAGUCACAUAAAUAUUUACUAAAGGCGGUCAGCACGUUGAAGGCUGGAUCCGAUGAGAGCACAAUCCUCAGCAAGAAGUUGGUUAUCACUUAUCUUGUUGCCGAGGCUGUUUACGAUUUUGACGAUAUUUUCGCUUUGGAGGCUGUUCAAGGAUUACAGACUUCUGAGAAGGACGUGUUCAAGCUGCUUGAGAUUGUCUCUAACGGAGACUAUGCCUCAUACAAAAGUUUCACAAAAUCCUCAGUUGACAGCAUAACUGAGGAGCAAUGGAUUGUUUUGGAGAAGAAGGUCAAGGUUCUUGCUCUUGGUUCAGUUGUUUACAAGGCAUCUCAAAAUGCCAGAACUAUUUCAUACAAGGAUAUUGCCCAAGCUAUUGAUGUUUCCGACGAUGAGAUUGAAGAGUGGGUUAUUGAUACCAUCCGAGCUGGACUUGUGGAGGGUCGUUUGAGUCAGAAUGACCAAGAGUUCGACAUCCACAGAGCUAGUCCCGUUGGUCAAUUUGGCGUUGAGCAAUGGUCUACUAUCUUGAACCGUCUUGACACCUGGAAGGCUAGCUUGAAGGAUGUUCUUGAUGUUGUUCGCAGUGCUCGUGAGAAUGCUCAAAGAGAAAACGUUGGCAAAUUCCGCCACAACAACGUUACUGCUUAA